This is a messenger RNA of Pleuronectes platessa (European plaice), 4001 nucleotides long. RefSeq names its product endosome-lysosome associated apoptosis and autophagy regulator 1 (gene elapor1). Bases 68 to 3010 code for a protein of 980 amino acids. Gene Ontology annotation, cellular component: trans-Golgi network; late endosome; extracellular exosome. The record is from RefSeq and is a predicted model, not a curated record. Gene Ontology annotation, biological process: autophagosome assembly; positive regulation of vacuole organization. The transcript is spliced from 22 exons. Lineage: Eukaryota; Metazoa; Chordata; Actinopteri; Pleuronectiformes; Pleuronectidae.
CCUGCACCUGAGCGUUGGGGUCAGACCCUCCACUGCUCCAUCACUUCAGCACUGACAGGAGGCGACCAUGCAUCGAGGCCUGAUUCCCCUGAUCCACGUUUCACUGUGGCUGCUUUUUGCACAAGCCUCUGCGGAUCUGCACCUGUGCACGGAGUCAGAUUAUCACUUUGAGUACACCGAGUGUGACGUACUGAGCUCUCGAUGGCGAGUGGCGGUUCCCAACAAAGCCAACACGUGCACAGGUCUACCAGAUCCAGUCAAAGGCACCCAGUGCACCUUCUCCUGUAGUGAGGGGGAGUUUCUGGACAUGCAGUCACAGGAGUGUCAGAAGUGUGCUGCAGGCACCUACUCUCUGGGCACCGGGUUGGCGUUCGAUGAGUGGGACAGCCUGCCCACAGGUUUUGUCACCCAUGGGGAGGUGACAAAUGGAGGGGACAGCUGGACAGACUGCUCCAACUCAACCUGGACUCCAAAGGGGGAUUACAUCGCCUCAAACACAGAUGAGUGCACAGCGUUGUUGUCCUACGCUGUGAGUCUGAAGGAGCCUGGGACCGUGUCCUUCGAGUAUUUCUACGAGGAGAGCAGCAUCCACUUUGAGUUCUUUAUUCAGAAUGACCAGUGUCAGUCCACAGACUCUGAAAACCGCUGGAUGAAGACUUCAGAGAAAAACUGGAGUAAAUACAAGGUUGAGCUGAACAAGGGCAACAAUGUGUUGUAUUGGAGAACCACAGCGUACACUCUGCCGGCCGACACUGUCAAACCUGUUCUGUUGAGAAACGUCGCCAUCUCAGGAGUGGCCUACACAUCCGAGUGUUUCCGCUGUAAACCUGGCACCCACAGUGCCAAAGCAGGAUCUGCCCGCUGUGCCCCCUGCCCCGCCGGUACCUACUCCACUAAGGGCGCCACUGUUUGCCAUCAGUGUGAACCAGACAAAUAUGCAGAGGCUGGUUCAGGGAGCUGUAAACCGAGACCAGCAUGUACAAACAGUGACUACUUCUACACUCACACACCUUGUGACUCAGAGGGAAAGACGCAGCUCAUGUACAAGUGGAUUGAGCCGAAGAUCUGCAACGAGACCAUUGAAGGAGCGGUGACGCUUCCUGCAUCAGGGGAGAAACACACCUGUCCACCAUGUAAUCCUGGUUUCUUUGUCACCAACUCCUCCACCUGCCAACCCUGCACCAACGGCCUCUACUCAAACGGAACUGCCUGUGCCCAGUGUGCUGUCGGCACGGAGCCAGUUGUGGGGUUCGAGUACAAAUGGUGGAACACGAUGCCGAGCAACAUGAAGAGCUCCAUCUUCAGCAGAGAGUUGAGAGGCUCCGAACACAGAGUUGCAUGGGAGGUGGCUGGAGAAUACAUUUACACAACCCCUGGUGAUCAGGACACAGACUAUCUGAUGCUCAUGCUCAACGUCCCUGGAUACAGGCUGCCUCAGUCUCUGGCCAAAGACAGUGAGAGGAGUGAACUGUCUCGCAUCACCUUCGUCUUCGAGACCAUGUGUACGGCCGAAUGCAAACUCUUCUUCCUCGCUGGUUAUAAUCAGUGGAACAACGUGGUGGUGGAGCAGUGGAAAGGCAGCAGCAGCAAACAGUCGUACUCCUACCUCAUCCAGAGCAACAGCACCGUCGGCUUCACGUGGACGUUUCAACGCACAGAGGAGUUUAACAUUGAGAGGAAGUACAGUGGUGACAUUGCAAAGAUCUACGCCAUCCACAUCACCAACGUGGUCGGAGGUGUAGCCUCACAGUGUCGCCGCUGCGCCAUGAGCUCGGACGAGGCCUGUGUUCCCUGCCCACCGGGACACUACAUGGUCAACAGGACCGGGUUCUGCAAGAGAUGCUCGGAAAACACUAUCAUCAGGCCUGAGCAGCCGUUCGGAGAGGACGCCUGUAUCAGCUGUGGUCCAAACACGAGGAGAAACAAGGCCUACUCAGCGUGUCUCAGUGACUGUACGCUGGAUGUGCAGUCGAGAGGAGGAGCACAUCUGCACUAUGACUUCUCUCCUCUGGCCAAUGUCACCGGCUUCCACAGCAGCCCCCGCUUCACCAACAAAGGCCUGAAAUAUCUCCAGAGCUUUAAUGUGGCUCUGUGUGGGAAAGAGGGUCGAAUGCCAGCUACCUGUGUGGACAACGCAACGGGGACUGGGAAGGAAGUCAAAGGUUACGUCUGCCAGUCCACUGUGGUUCCAUCUGAAAUCAGGAGUCAGAGCGUGGUGUCCUCACAGCCGUUCCUCAUCGGGGACUCUCUUGUCGGUGUGACCACUGACACGACGCUGAGCAGCAUCUCCUCUCCUGAUUGGCUGUUCCCGUCUACGUCCAUGCUGCCAGACGUCAUCUUCUAUUACAAGUCCAGUGAGACGACUCAGACUUGUAAACAAGGCAGGUCGGCCGCCAUCAGACUGAGAUGUGAUCCAGCACUGACCGCCAAAUACCACAUCACACUGCCAAGAAACUGUUCAGAAGGGACGUGCGAUGGCUGUGUGUUCCACCUCCUGUGGCAGAGCCAGCAUGCAUGUCCACUCUGCACCAGAAGCCACUACAGAGAAAUCGUCAGCGCUUGUAUCCAGGGAAUACAGAAAACCACCUAUGUGUGGCAGCAGCCGUUGCAGUGCUAUGGAGGAGUGUCUCUACCAGCACAAAAAGUCAGCGCCUGUGUGAGUCUGGAUUUCUGGCUCAAGUUCGGUGUGACCACGGGAAUAAUUGCUGCUGUGCUGCUCAUCAGUGUCAGCUGCUAUUUCUGGAAGAAGACGCGCAAGCUGCAGUAUAAAUAUUCCAAGCUGAUGAUGAGCUCCGGCGGUCAAGAGUGUGAGCUGCCCACCGCAGACAGCUGCGCUAUAAUGGAGGGCGAGGACGCAGAGGACGACCUCAUGGACCUCACCAAGAAAUCUUUUUUCACCAAGAUUAAGUCCUUCUCACGAGAGAGGUCGUCAGAUGGAUUUGACUCAGUUCCACUGAAGUCGUCAUCUUCUCGACUCCAACAGGAUGACGAGGACUCGGACGAAGCUUGAAUCAGACGAUGAACAGAUCUUCGCUGGUUUGACAUCAACACACCUCCAACAGAUGUUUUUGAGGCAUUUUAGAAAACAGAAAUGGGCUGUGAAUCAUUUUUAUUUGUUACAAAGGAUGUAGGCUUACUGAGGGAGAUUAAAAUAUUGUAAAGAGUGGUGAUUAGUAUUAUUUUUCAUGUUCCAAAUCUAAUAGUUAAAUAAAAAGUCUCCACAUUGGGGAUAUUCGGUAUUUUAAAAACUUCAAAACUGUGUUUCAAAGAUUAUCUGAGACUGUGGAUGAAGUUACACUUUUUAUAGAUGUGAUUGUUUGUGUACAAUUACAUAAAUGUUACUAUGUAUUUCAUUUUUCUCUUUUUGUUAGACCACAGUUCUAGUUCAGUCAGAUAUUGUUAUUUGGUAAUAUAUUAUUUUUAUUUGCUGUGGCUUUUGAUAACCUUGUCUGCUGCAUUUAAGUUUAGGACAUUAUUUUGUUUUACUGUGAAGUAAAGACAUUUUCUACACUGAAAAACUACAAAUGUGCAUCUCUCAAAAUGAAUGAACUCAAAUGCUGCCUUCAGGUUCUUCUUGUAAUAACACAUCGCGAUAUUACUUCAUACAUGCACGCACGCAUGCACACACACACAUACACACACACAUACACAUUGUAAGUCUUGCUAAAUCAAGUAGGGUAAGCAGUGAUUAGUGGUAAAGAAAAAAAUUGUGCUUCAGUAGGAUACUUCCGUUUUCGGCCACUUUACAUUUCUCUUUCGCAACAACUGAGACUGAAAGUACUUUUAACUUCUUUUAAAUGUGUGUAUCUGCUAUAGAAAUCAAUUAUUUUGUGGAUUAAGAUUGUUUACAUGAUGUUUUCUUUUACAUUACUUAUCCUGUGGUAAAGGAAAUCCUGAUAAUUAUUAACUCCAACAUGUCAAUCAACCAUAUUAUUAAAGUUGUGUUUCCACAUCAAUGCUUUAGCAAUGAUAAUAAUCUUACAAUAAACUAUAAAACUAUA